UUAGCUUUGCAAAAAGACCCUCAGGAAAAUCAUAAAUUCCUUGAGGAUCCCCAAACUGGAUUCGUCUAAUGCAAAUAUGUCCUAUCCUAGGAUACGAUGUAUCUCACAGGAAGUGGAGCACUACAUCAUGGUGUCAGCUCUCAAACACGUGAUCACCGGCGGCACUGAUCAUGGUCUCACCCAGGACUUUCACCUUCAAAUACUACCACCCGUCACCCAGAAUGCCACCUCAGUAUCAUUCCAUUCCACCACAGCCAGCGGGACCAAGAGUGUGGAUGCUGACGCGUGCCCAUUAUGCAGGAUCAACGGCUGUCCGGGGUGCAAUCACAUCCCCCACAUUAGGGAAAACAAGAAGAAGAAGAAGAAGAACGAGAGCAAAACGACGACGACGAAGAAGAAGAAGCACAGGGGAGUGAGGCAGAGGCCGUGGGGGAAGUGGGCAGCGGAGAUAAGGGACCCAAGGCGGGCGGCGAGGGUGUGGCUGGGAACAUUCGAGACGGCGGAGCUGGCAGCGAGGGCCUAUGACAAGGCCGCCAUCGAGUUCCGUGGUGCGAGGGCCAAGCUCAACUUCCCGGCGUCGGACUACGCAGAGAAAAAGCAGAGCGCGGAGCAUGAGAUAGCUGACGAGGAUAUGCCAAAUGUAGCGGCGGAUGAGUCUAAGAGAACUAAUAACAAGAGCGAGACUGAGAGUGUGAAAGAGGAGUUGUGGGAUAUGUUUACGGAGGACGACCUUAGAGGGAUGGUCAUGGAUUUGCUUUGAGAAUGCAACAAAAAAAAAAAAAAAACAACUUCGAUUAUAUUAGCGCCGUGAGAAUAGGAUUUACAGCCUCCAAGGAGUCCAAAUGGGUAGAUCGACCAUGUUUCAUA
Molecule: messenger RNA, 867 nt
Organism: Corylus avellana
Lineage: Eukaryota; Viridiplantae; Streptophyta; Magnoliopsida; Fagales; Betulaceae
Product: ethylene-responsive transcription factor ERF109
Biological process (GO): regulation of DNA-templated transcription; ethylene-activated signaling pathway
Molecular function (GO): DNA-binding transcription factor activity; DNA binding
Source: RefSeq, a predicted model, not a curated record